AUGAGCAGCUUCGGUGCAAUUAAUUCAUUCCAUGAAUUAAAUUUGAAUGGAUCAUUUAAAAAAGAACUGCCGUCUCUGAUAGUUUACAUUUACUUUUUUCAGUCACUUUUUCUGUGCUUUAAAACUGUAAGUAGGGGAUUUAAAUCUUUCGACAAUCACUCUAAUUUCUCUUCUAGUUAUCUCCAGAUCGAAGAAAUCGGAUUAAAAUUAGAAGCCUAUGAGAAAACCUUUAAAAGAAUUUUGCCCAAGUUUUCAAUCCGACUCUUAAAAUGGUUUAAUCAACAACCAAAUACUUUAUCAUCCCAUCACUGGCUAGUCGAGGUUUCAGACUUUUUAAAUCCAAAUAAAUAUUGUUUUGAGGCAAUUCAUCCCAUUCUAUUAUUGUGGGCAAAUUUGAGGCUUUUUUGUCUCCUCAACAAAGAACAGAGUACAAAUUUAGAAAUGUUUUAUGCACAAAAUGAAUAUGGAGAGGUUUUUGUUGCAAUUUCAAAGUUUUCUUUUCAUAUUACAUGUUACAUGACUUGUUUCAAAAAAUGGUCUUAUUUUGCUGGUCAAAUCGACAAGCUGUGA
Molecule: messenger RNA, 570 nt
Organism: Echinococcus granulosus
Lineage: Eukaryota; Metazoa; Platyhelminthes; Cestoda; Cyclophyllidea; Taeniidae
Exons: 7
Coding region: 1-570 (189 amino acids)
Source: RefSeq, a predicted model, not a curated record